AUGCUGGUCCUGAUGAAGGUGGCAAGGGUGAUCGAUGGGUCAUAUGCAGCAGAUGUCACCGAAGAAAAGAAGCUUGAAAUUGAUGAAAUUGCAAUGAGUACUAUCAUUCUUCAUCUUUCUGACAAUGUGUUGAGGCAGGACUUAGAUGCUAACCUUGAUUCUUUUAAUCGCUUAAUACUAAGUCUUGCAAACUGUAAUGUUGUUUUUGAUGAUGAACAUCAUGCUGUGAUAUUAUUAAACUCCUUGCCUGAGACUUAUAGAGAAGUGAAGAAUGCCAUUAAGUAUGGCAGAGACUCUUUGUCCUUAGAAACAGUAGUGAGUACCCUCAGGUCCCGAGACUUGGAAUUGAAAUCUGAGUCUAAAGGUGAAGGACUUGCAGUAAGAGCGUCUCACAGAUCCGAUGUUUAUAGCUACGGAAUGUUGGUAUUGGAAAUGGUUAGAGGAAGAAAGAAUGUUGAUGUUGGAGUGUCUCGUACUAGUGAAAUAUACUUUCCAUAUUGGAUUUACGAGGCCAUAGAAUUGGAUAAAGAUUUAAGAAUUUUGGGUGUAACAACAGAGGAGGAAAAAGAGAUGGCAAAGAAGAUGGUAUUACUGAGCUUUUGGUGCAUUCAGACAAUUCCAUCCGGUCGACCACAAAUGAGUAAAGUUGUUGUUAUACUGGAAGGAAGUCUUAAGUCUGUCCAGAUUCCACCAAAGCCGUUCUUGUCUUCUCCUGCAAGAUUUGAUGAUGCAAAUCCUGAUGACUAG
Molecule: messenger RNA, 747 nt
Organism: Ziziphus jujuba (common jujube)
Lineage: Eukaryota; Viridiplantae; Streptophyta; Magnoliopsida; Rosales; Rhamnaceae
Product: G-type lectin S-receptor-like serine/threonine-protein kinase SD3-1
Exons: 4
Coding region: 1-747 (248 amino acids)
Molecular function (GO): protein kinase activity
Source: RefSeq, a predicted model, not a curated record